CAUUUUUCUAAUCCUUAUUCCAGAUAACGGCAUUAGCCGCUUCUACGACCGGCAACCCGGUUCCUCCGAGCAACCCAACAGCCUCUAAUAGUAGCCCAAAAUACGUUCCAGUGUUCAUCUCCGCCGACGCCCUCAACCACAUAAACGAGAAAGACGGACAAGCGGCUCAGCCUGUCGAACCUGGGCAGGAAAACUUGAAUGAUAUAAACAAGGAAGCACAGAAUAUUCUCUACGGCCCCCCAGCGCCGGUUUACGAGCCUGAUCAACAUGAACCCAGCUACACCCCACCAUCGAUACCACAAACUUAUCAAAACAAUCAGCAACAAUACCAAAAUAUGCAAACUCCAAUACAGCAAGCUUAUCCUAAUCAACAGUCGAUUCAACAGCCGUAUCCAGCUAUUCAGCAAUCUUUUCAAACUCAGCAACCAAAUCAGAUUCCGCAAUAUCAAAUCAGCCAACCUCAGUCUCAGCCUUUUUAUCCGAUGAACCAACAACCCGCUCAGCAAAAUCAACCGAUCUUAGUUGCUCAGCAAACAGGGUCACAACCUUUAUACGGCAAUCAACAGCAAAUAUUACCUCUUAAUCAGCAGCCACUUUUAAAUCAGCAACAACUGAUAACUCAACCAAUCCAGACAUAUCAGCAACCAAACCAGCUACUCAUCAGUCAACCUGGAAAUCAACAGACAUUGUUAACUCAAUCACAGCCUAUUUUGUUAAACCAACAAACUCCAAUGUCGAACCAGCAAAUACUUCUGCAGUCAAACCAAAACGGACUAAUUCAGCAAAUACCCAACCAGCAAGGGCAGCAAGCCAUUAUCUUACAGCCAAAUCAAAACGGACAAAUGAUUACCAGCAACAUCAACCCGAUUAACCCCCUUCCUAAUCAAGUAAAUCCAGGGUACAUUCAAAACCAAAACCAAAAUGUGUACGCGGUUGUCCCUAUAAAUGGACAAAAUUUGGGAUCGAGCCAGAACGUGGGCUCGAACACUUAUCUAGUGCCAGUGCAACAAGUGCCUAAUCAAGUUUUCGCUGUAAAUUCUGGAUAAUAAAUUACUUUAACAC
Messenger RNA from Cydia amplana, 1062 nucleotides. RefSeq names its product serine/threonine-protein kinase Wnk-like. The coding region runs from base 336 to 1046 and encodes 236 amino acids. NCBI's taxonomy places the organism in Eukaryota, Metazoa, Arthropoda, Insecta, Lepidoptera, Tortricidae. The transcript has a single exon. The record is from RefSeq and is a predicted model, not a curated record.